Molecule: messenger RNA, 2712 nt
Organism: Didymosphaeria variabile
Lineage: Eukaryota; Fungi; Ascomycota; Dothideomycetes; Pleosporales; Didymosphaeriaceae
Gene: DBP10
Product: ATP-dependent RNA helicase dbp10
Exons: 3
Coding region: 1-2712 (903 amino acids)
Cellular component (GO): nucleus
Molecular function (GO): RNA binding; RNA helicase activity; ATP binding
Source: RefSeq, a predicted model, not a curated record
AUGGGCCCUCGCGCGGUCUCGCCGGCGCUGUCUGAGAAUGAGUACGAUAUUGGUGCGGCGCUUUUCGGAGAAAACGAGAACAGCGUAAACGAGAAGGGAUCUAUUGAAGACCUGGGAUUAGAUCUGGAAGGUGGCAGCCAAGAUGGUUCGGACGACGAGGCUUUCAUCGCCGCGACGCAAGCUGCUUCCAACAGGAAGUCUUCAAACUUGAAGGGGCACACGGUCAAGAAAGGAGGAGGCUUCCAAGCAAUGGGUUUGAACGCCUCACUGCUACAGGCUAUCACGAGAAAGGGAUACAAGGUCCCGACCCCUAUACAACGACGCGCUGUGCCUCUCAUUCUAGACCGGCAAGAUGUAGUGGGAAUGGCACGUACUGGAUCUGGAAAGACGGCAGCGUUCGUGAUUCCCAUGAUUCAAGCGCUGAAGACCCAUUCGGCGAAGUUUGGUGCUCGUGCCAUCAUCAUGUCACCUUCGCGGGAGCUGGCUUUGCAAACAUUGAAGGUCGUCAAAGAACUGGGUCGCGGCUCUGAUUUGCGGACUGUUCUCGUAGUCGGCGGAGACAGUCUCGACGAACAAUUCAGCUCCAUGACUACGAAUCCGGAUAUCAUCAUUGCUACCCCUGGACGCUUCCUUCACUUAAAGGUCGAGAUGUAUUUGGAUCUCUCUUCCGUAAGGUACAUUGUGUUUGACGAAGCAGAUCGCUUGUUCGAGAUGGGUUUUGCGGCACAACUGGCAGAGAUCCUUCACGCAUUGCCAAUGUCAAGACAAACUCUCCUUUUCUCGGCCACGCUUCCCAAAUCCUUGGUUGAGUUUGCGAGGGCCGGCCUCCAGGAACCAAGGCUGAUCCGUCUCGAUGAUUCCAAAGUAUCGCCCGAUCUGGAAAGUGCCUUCUUCAUGGUGAAGAGCGGAGAAAGAGACGGAGCUCUCCUGUACUUACUGGAUAAGGUUAUCAAGUUAGCACCUGGUGAGACAGAGGCUGCAAAAAAAGCGAAGAAGUCGGAGACUGCAGGCGGAAGCAAGAAGCGCAAGCGGGCACCUGAUGCUCCCAAUCCUAGGGAAUCUCCAACACCAAAUUCCACAGUCAUAUUCGCAGCUACGAAGCACCGAGUUGAGUAUCUGGCUAGUCUGCUGAAGACUGCAGGGUAUCCUGUUUCCUACGUGUAUGGCAACUUAGACCAGACUGCUCGAAAAAUGCAAGUUCAGGAUUUCAGGGCUGGCUUAACAAACGUCCUCGUAGUGACCGAUGUCGCUGCGCGUGGUCUGGAUUUGCCAUACCUUGCGAACGUUAUCAACUACGACUUUCCUUCACAGCCUAAGAUAUUCGUACAUCGCGUUGGAAGAACAGCUAGAGCAGGAAGGAAAGGUUGGAGCUACAGUCUAAUCCGAGAGUCCGACGUGCCAUACCUGAUUGACCUUCAGUUAUUCCUGGGUCAACCUCUCCUUUCUGAGAAGACCCCUGGGAAAAAGCCAAAUUACGCCCAAGACGUAGUGGUGGGGACAUUUAUCCAAGACGAGCUUGAGCCUGAGGUCGAGCUUGUCAAUAGACUACACGAGGAUGACGAAGAUUUGGCCAAUCUUCAGAUUGUAGCGGGUAAAGGUGAAGCCCAGUACACAAGAACGAGGAACUCCGCCAGUAGCGAGUCCGUGAAGCGCGCGAAACAGCUGUUGUCAGCACGCAGUCUGUCGAACACACAUCUCCUAUUCAGUGACGACGUGCACGACACGUUGCGUGAGAAAGAGAAGAUGCUGGAGCGAAUCAGCUCCUUCCGACCCACAGAGUCAAUAUUCGAGAUCGGACACCGUGGCACGACCAGUGAAGCAGCUGAGAUCAUGAAAAAAAGAAGGCAACAGAUAGAUAAGAUGAAACAGAAGCAAGCGACCCGGCCUAGCGAUAUGUCCGAUGGCUCGUACGGAAGAUUAGCGCCGUCGGAGGAUGCGGACGUUCUCAGCGUGGCUUCAAAAGACGAAGCGGAUCUCGAAGAUGCGGACUUGGCGUCUGAAUCAGACGAUCUCGAAAUCUCCGUUUCGCAGCCAACCGCCCGAAACGCGAGUAACGAUGAUUGGCAGAAGUCCGAGUUCUUCAUGUCGUAUGAACCGAAAGGUGUGAACGCAGCUGAGGAACGAGGAUACGGUGUUCACACAGGGUCGUACAACACGGCUCAACAAGCUUCCAACUUCGUUGAGAGCGCCAGGGCGGCGCAAAUGGAUCUCACGAAUGAUGAAGUACGGGGUUUUGCUGAAGCCAGCAAGGCUAGGGGUAUGCGUUGGGACAAGAAGUCCAAGAAGUACGUUGCCAAGGCAAACGACGAGGAUGGCUCCAAAGGAGCAAAGAUGGUCGUGGGUGAGAGUGGUCUCAAGAUCGCUGCCAGCUUCCGCAGCGGGCGGUACGAUGACUGGCGCAAAUCGAACAAGAUCGGUCGUCUGCCACGUGUCGGUGAAUUAGAGAAGCCAAGCCACGCGGCUGCUCAUGGUGGUGGUCGCCACUACAAGCACAAAGCGGAAAGGGCACCCAAAGAAGCCGAUCGAUACCGAGACGACUAUCAUACCCAAAAGAAGAAAGUUACGGAGGCGAAGGACAAACGCAUUGGGAAAUUCAAGGAUGGUGGCGCCAGGAAUGAGCUCAAGGGCGUCGACGAUGUCCGCAAACAACGUCAACUGGAAGAGAAACGGAAGGCAAAGAACGCCAGGCCCUCCAAGAAGCGAAAGUUUUAG